AUGGACAACAACCUCGAGGACUUCUCCCUCGAUCCGCAGCUGUUUACCUUGACGGACGACGAGAUGAAGGAAUUCCAAGAGGGUUUCCCCGUCGAGGGCGAUCUCAAAUCCACAGACGAGUAUAUGAACUCGGACUUCUCCGACUACGCCUUUGACGCCAAACCCACUACUGACAACGCUUUGCAGAUUGCACCAGCCCAAGCAGCCACUCCAGCCGCUGACGAGCCGCUUGCAGACAACUACGAUGCAGAUCUCGACUUGUGGUACAACAUUGCUACUCCUCGUGCACCGGGCGCUUCCUUCAAGCGCGGAAUCGGCUGGUACUACAAGGUCUCUCAAGGUCCAAACGGCACUUUGCACGUGCCUCAGUCUGCCUAUGCAUCGUCUUCGGCAUCUGGCUACAACACUCCAACGGCAAACCAAGGACCAUUCCCUUACCCAUAUGCCCAGCCACCUGCAGCUCCAACUUUGAAGGUCCCUCAACCUCGCCCCGGACCUACCUUUACCCCUCGCGGCCGAGGUAAAGCUGCUUUCAACAAUCCAGAGCGCCAAGACAGCAUCGAUCAAGCCUGCGUUUGCGCUGCAGCCCAGAAGAAGACCAAAGUCAAGCGUCCACGCAAUUGCUUCAUCCUCUACCGUGUCACUAACAGCGACCGCGUCGCCAAGGAACUGGGCAUCGUUGGUAAUCAGCAACUAAUCUCCAAGGCCGUCUCCGAGCGCUGGCACAACGAGACUGUAGAGGUGCGGAGACAGUAUACGCAACUUGCUACGCAAGAAGCCGAAAACCAUAGAAUUGCAAACCCCGACUACGUCUUCCGGCCGGGCAAGGCCCAGGCGCUCAAGUUCGGUACCCCUGACUGUACUUGCGGCGCCUACGAAGCCAACGUUGCGUACAACAGCGCUACGAAGAAGGCACAGCGUGCUCUUGAUCGAGCUCGGAUGGCCGAGGCCGAGGCUGAGAGUGAGACUGAAGUACUUCCCACGUACGAUCCCGUCAGCUACCAGACUGGCUCGAAGCGUAAGAUGUCUUUCGAGAAGCAGCAAGAAUUCUCACCUCGUGCUUCCAAGCGUCCAAUGCGCUCUACGCGCAGCUCAACGAAAUCCUACCGCGAUGCGGACGAGGAUGCCUUUUCCCCAGGUGAGUACUAGCCAAGCCACAAAUGCUUGAAUUACGCUCCCACUGACACUCCUUUUUAGCCGUCUCCUCUCCUGAGAAGUACGCUACUCCUGCCCCUGCCCCUGCCCCAGUUCGCAUUCCAAGCCUCGUUCUUCCCCCCAUGCGUCGCUACACCCCUCCCCAAGCAGUCAUGACUACUCCUACAGCUCCCGCGGCUGUCGAGGAUGGUCCAGCACAGCAUACUCGUGCCGCUGAGCGUCGUAGCAUGGCUUCACUCCAAAAUGUGGACGAGCUACUCGAAGAGUGGUUCGGCAAUCAGUCGCAGCGUCCUUCUCGCUCUUCCCGCAGGAGCUCUAGUAGAAAGGCGUCUAGUCCUACUGAGGUAUUUUCAAGUCCUACUCGACGUAGUUUGAGGAUUGCAGAACAACAAGAAUGA
Messenger RNA from Lecanosticta acicola, 1553 nucleotides. The record is from the annotation of a GenBank genome assembly. Lineage: Eukaryota; Fungi; Ascomycota; Dothideomycetes; Mycosphaerellales; Mycosphaerellaceae.